This is a messenger RNA of Colletotrichum navitas, 1628 nucleotides long. RefSeq names its product trimethyllysine dioxygenase. The record is from RefSeq and is a predicted model, not a curated record. The transcript is spliced from 10 exons. NCBI's taxonomy places the organism in Eukaryota, Fungi, Ascomycota, Sordariomycetes, Glomerellales, Glomerellaceae. Gene Ontology annotation, cellular component: mitochondrion. Gene Ontology annotation, molecular function: iron ion binding; trimethyllysine dioxygenase activity. Bases 132 to 1439 code for a protein of 435 amino acids. Gene Ontology annotation, biological process: carnitine biosynthetic process.
CCGGAACCCUCCAAAGCCACUUUGGUCCAGUCCUUUUUCUCCCAGAGCGUGGUUUCUUUUUUCUUUCUCCUUUUGCUUUUUCCAACGAUAGUUGACCGGCGUACACACGAAUUCAGUAAACCGUAGCGACAAUGCUCCCACUGAGGAACAUCGGCCCCCGAGCCGCGAGGCGUGCCGCUGUGUUUGGAGCACCCCGCAUCACGGCUACUUUCCGGCUUGCGAGACACCUCUCCGCAUCCGCUGUUAUCCGUUCUCAGCAUUUGAAUGCAAGAAUCGUCGAGGGUGGAAUCCAAUUCGAUGGCCCUGCCCGUAGAUCGACGCUCCCGCACUUCUGGUUGAGGGAUAACUGCCGUUGUAGCCACUGUGUGAAUCAAGACACUACCCAAAGAAACUUCGACACAUACUCCAUUAGUGAAGACGUUCGUCCCUCGGAUAUCAAAUCAGAAGAGCAAGGCAUCACCGUGACGUGGGAGCAAGACGGCCAUCAGAGCUUCUAUCCCUGGCAUUUCAUCAAACACUACUUGCAGAAUGACCACCGUUGUCCAGAGAAGGUCAACAUCCAACUCUGGGGCUCCGACAUUGGCAGCAGGCGCCCCGUCGUCGACUACAACCAGGUCAUGGCCUCGGAAGAUGAAUCGGGAAUCGCAAAGUUGACGAAGCUCAUCCGAGAAUACGGGUUCGCCUUCGUCGACAAGACCCCGUUCGAAACUCCUGAGCCGACGCAGCGCGUGCUGGAAAGGAUUGCCUUCAUCCGUGAGACGCACUACGGCGGAUUUUACGACUUCAUCCCCGACCUCGCUAUGGCCGACACGGCAUACACCAACAUCGCCCUCCCGGCCCACACAGAUACGACUUACUUCACAGACCCGGCCGGGUUGCAGGCCUUCCACAUGCUCUCCCACGAGGCCCCGCCAGGACAGGAACGGCCCAAGGACGGCAAGCUGGGAGGAGAGUCGCUGCUCGUCGACUCUUUCCAUGCGGCACGGAUCUUGCUGAAAGAGGACCCCAAGGCGUACGAGAUCCUUUCAAAGGUGCGCCUGCCGUGGCAUGCAAGCGGCAACAAGGGCAUCACGAUAUCCCCGGACAAGCGGUAUCCCGUGCUCGAGGUCGACGAGGAGACGGGCGAGCUGCAACGGGUGCGGUGGAACAACGACGACCGGGGCGUUGUGCCCUUCACCAAGCAUGUUACCCCGACCGAGUGGUAUGCGGCAGCUCGCAAGUGGAAUGCCAUCCUCCGGAGGCGUGAUGUCGAGUAUUGGGUGCAGUUGGAGCCCGGCCAGGUUUUGAUCUUUGACAACUGGCGAGUGAUGCACGGCCGAAGCGCAUUCGAGGGAAGAAGGCGCAUCGCCGGUGCCUACAUUAACCGAGACGACUUCAUCUCACGCUGGAGAAACACAAACUUCCCCCGCGAGCAUAUCCUAAAUCAGGUUGUCGGCUGAAAAAAGGCAAGUUGUCGAUAGGUUUGGGAGAGAGCCGCGUCUGUCGUGUGGUGUUAAGUUAAAAACAUCGAGGUGUUCAAGAUGAAAGGCACAAAACAUUGAAUUUUUUGCAUCACGCCGUCGUCGUGUUGGCUAGUUUUGGCAGGUCUCAUGUGCGUGCAUGUCCCUGUAGGUAUUUAGGCGGUUGUA